AUGCUCUUUGGCAUCGGGAUGGCGGUGCUACUGGUGGUUGGGUUUGUGGUAGGCGCCAUCGGCUCGCGCAUGUUUGGCGGCGAGACGGGCCAACCUUUUGUCCCGCAACCCGAAAUCCACCUGCCCCCGCAGCCCAUUUUCCCGAAAACGCUUCGUUACAGCGCGUUGGGGCUGGAGGUGGGGUCGGGCGAUGCCGCCCACGCCGAGCCGGAGCGAACAGAAUCGACCGGCGCCGAGUCCAGCAGCAUGGAAGCCGACCACGCUGAUGAAGAAGCCCACGGUGAACCGCUGGGCAUCAUGCAGUUUGCCGUUACCAACACGCUAAUGUCAGCCUGGCUGGUGAGCCUGGUUAUGCUGAUGUUCUUUAUCGGUGCGGCACGCAAACCGAAGGUAGUACCCAGCCGCCUGCAGGCCCUGGUGGAGAUAAUCUUUGAAGGGGUGCUCAGUUUCUCGGUGAGCAUUCUGGGCCCCACCAUGGCCCGCCGGACAUUCCCCAUCGUGGCCACCAUCUUCUUUUUUGUGCUGUUCAACGCGUGGCUGGCCAUUUUCCUGAUUCCCAUUUACCAGGCAAUCGGCUAUGGGGUUGGCGGCGAUCACGGCUUUGAAAUCAAGGCGCACCUGCUGCGUCCCGCUGGCACCGACCUGAACCUGCCGCUGGCGCUGGCGCUGAUAUCGUUUGUUUUCGUAGAAUACUGGGGUUUUCGCACCCACAGUUUUGGUUACCUCAAAAAGUUCUUCGCCUUCGGCGAUAUUCUUCGAGGGAGGCCGUCUGGAAUAAUCAACGUGUUUGUGGGUCUCCUGGAGUUGAUCUCCGAGAUGGUGCGAAUCGUUUCGUUCACGUUCCGGCUGUUUGGAAAUAUGACGGCUGGCGAGAUUCUGGUGGUGAUGAUCACCUUCCUGGUGCCGUUCGUGGCGACGCAGUUCGUAUUCGGUCUGGAGUUGCUGGUGGGCCUGGUCCAGUCGGUUAUCUUCGCCGGAUUGACACUCAUAUUCCUGUCGGUUGCGGUUAGCCACGAGGAGCAUUAG
Geodia barretti is the source of this 1026-nucleotide messenger RNA. Lineage: Eukaryota; Metazoa; Porifera; Demospongiae; Tetractinellida; Geodiidae. The record is from the annotation of a GenBank genome assembly.